Messenger RNA from Mercurialis annua (annual mercury), 1338 nucleotides. Its product is annotated as dehydrodolichyl diphosphate synthase CPT3-like. Gene Ontology annotation, biological process: polyprenol biosynthetic process. The record is from RefSeq and is a predicted model, not a curated record. NCBI's taxonomy places the organism in Eukaryota, Viridiplantae, Streptophyta, Magnoliopsida, Malpighiales, Euphorbiaceae. The transcript has 2 exons. Gene Ontology annotation, cellular component: endoplasmic reticulum. Bases 317 to 1135 code for a protein of 272 amino acids.
UCAAUUUAACACAAACUUUUUUGGGUUUUAAUUAAGAACAAAUACCUAGUUCUCUACACUAAUAAUAUUAUGAGUGCUUCUCUUCUAAUUUAGAUCUAAGUGCUUUCCCUUUUGCAAUCACUCAUACUUCUCCAUAUUUUGAAGAUUAUCUUUAUCUCUUUGUUAAACUUCUCCAUCUCUUCAUUUUUGACAAAAUUUUAUCUAUAUUUUAGUUUUCUUUUCAUUUUUGCAAGUUAGAACUCAAAACUAGCAAUUAACUAAAGCUUUUUUCCUUUUUGAUCAAGUUUUAAAGUAUAAUUUGUUUAUCAAACCUAGUAUGAAGAAGGUGGAAAUAAGUAGAGCAAGAAAGAUAUGGUGGAAAAUAGGAAUUUUCUUGAGAAAAUUGUUGAUUUAUGUUAUUUCAGUAGGUCCAAUUCCAACUCACGUUGCUUUUAUAAUGGAUGGAAAUAGAAGAUAUGCCAAAAAGAUGAAUCUUGGGUCGGAGGCAGCUGGUCAUACUGCUGGUUUCUUAUCUCUUAUGGCAAUGCUUAUUUAUUGUUGUGAGCUGCAUGUGAAAUAUGUAACAGCUUAUGCAUUUAGUAUCGAUAAUUUCAGACGAGGACAAGACGAGGUUCAAUCCAUUAUGGAUUUAAUCGAGGAAAAGAUUGAGUUGCUCAUUCAAGAAGAUAGUAUUGUGCAUCGUUACAAAGUUAGAGUGCAUUUUGCAGGUAAAUUACAACUUUUAAGUGAACCUGUGAAGGAUGCAGCCCAGAGAUUAAUGGCUUCCACAUCAGAUUAUACUACUAUUCUACUUACAAUUUGCGUAGCCUACUCUUCUACGGAUGAGAUUAUGCAUGCAAUUCAAGAAUCAUGUGAAGAAAAAAGGAGUGCAAUCGGUGGAUGCAAGCUUGUGCAGAUAGUGGACAUGGAGAAGCAUAUGUAUAUGGAAACUGCACCAGAUCCUGAUAUAUUGGUAAGAACAUCAGGUGUGGAUCGCCUAAGUAAUUUUUUGCUUUGGCAAAGUAGUUGUUGUUAUUUGGAGUCCAUUCAUGCUCUUUGGCCAGAAAUUUGUUUGGGACAUUUGAUUUGGGCAGUCAUCAAAUUUCAACAAAAUUACUCAUAUUUAGCAAAAAAGAAGAAACUAUUAUUUAGAUAAUUAUAUUUUGGCAUAAUUCAUUAAAAGGCCUUUGUAUUUUCAAUUUAUCUAGUUUGUUAUUUAUUAAGUUCAUGUAAUAAUUAUUUUUUAUUUGAAGGAUUAUUUAUAGACGGAAAUUAUGAGUAUGUAAUUCAGUCGUCGUUGAGUGGUUAAUAAUUUAUAUAUCAAAGAUGAAAAAAAAGCUCUUCUACUUUCAAAUUUUA